This is a messenger RNA of Ramularia collo-cygni, 639 nucleotides long. RefSeq lists its product as uncharacterized. NCBI's taxonomy places the organism in Eukaryota, Fungi, Ascomycota, Dothideomycetes, Mycosphaerellales, Mycosphaerellaceae. The record is from RefSeq and is a predicted model, not a curated record. The transcript has 3 exons. The coding region runs from base 1 to 639 and encodes 212 amino acids.
AUGCAUCCAGAUGAAAUUGCUGCAAGAAUAAGAAAGCAUUUCGAGAGCGGCCUGAACCCAUUUUUGGCUUCGGCGAACGAUGAAGGAUUGGUAUCCGUGAGGAAGGGGACCGACGAGGCAAUACAGAACUUCUAUGCUCAAGUGUCAGCCAAGACCGCAUCGCAGCUCGAGAAAGUAUCCGGAGAAUGCUCACAGCUUCGGGAGAGGUCGACCGAGACCGCAUCGCAGCUCGAGACGGUGUUCGGAGAAGAAUGCUCACAGCUCCGGGACGCGUCAGCCAAGUCUACAUCAGAGCUGCAGAAAGUAUCCAGAGAAUACGCUCAACUCUCAGAGGACGUAACGGUGCUACAAGAUGACAAGGAGAGAUUACAAGCUGAUUGUGACGCGCUGGACGAGGAGAACGUAGCCUUGCGGACAGAGAUUGAAGCGCGUGACGAGCAUAUCGAAGCCUUGCAGGAGGACCAAGUCGGCUAUCGUCGCGGGGCUGCAUGUCGCUCGCUUUACACUACCUCUAUAGACCAAGGUCGAUCCAGCAGCACAGUCGACGAGGACGCUAUCGAUAUUCAUCUUUGGGACCUAGUCAAGGAGGAGGCCAUUCACCACGCGGACCCAGCCAAAUCUCUCCCGCCACGGCUUUAG